Peromyscus californicus insignis is the source of this 1783-nucleotide messenger RNA. RefSeq names its product transmembrane 4 L six family member 20 (gene Tm4sf20). Bases 1 to 681 code for a protein of 226 amino acids. Lineage: Eukaryota; Metazoa; Chordata; Mammalia; Rodentia; Cricetidae. The record is from RefSeq and is a predicted model, not a curated record. The transcript is spliced from 4 exons. Gene Ontology annotation, cellular component: membrane.
AUGACGUGCUGUGAGGGGUGGACGUCCUGCAAUGGCUUCAGCCUGCUGAUUCUGAUUAUUCUAGGAGUAGUUAUCAAUUGUAUUCCUCUGGGUAUCAGCUUAGUGGAGGGAGAUUCGGCUUCUCAAAACCCCAUCUCUUGCUAUGAGUGGUGGUUACCAGGAAUUAUAGGAGCCGGUGCACUGGCCAUCCCAGCAACAACGAUGUCCUUGGCUUCGAGAAAAAGAGCGUGCUGCAAUAACAAGACAGGGAUGUUUCUUUCAUCGCUCUUAAGUGUAAUCACAAUCAUUGGUGCGGUGUAUUGCAUGUUGGUAUCACUCCAGGCUCUCUCGCAAGGUCCUCUUAUUUGUAGCUCUCAAGCCAACAGCACCGUCUCUUGUGAAUUCUCAUUGAAAAACUUAAGUGACUUCCAUCCUGAAUCCUUCAGUCUGCAGUGGUUCUUCCAAGACUCUUGUGUUUCUCCUACUGGUUUAAAAAACUCCAGCAUCAGUGACAUCAUCAAUAACUGGAGCAUACCCAACUCUAACUCUGAAGAAGACAGACACAGGAUUUUCCACUUCUCAGUAUUUCUCAGUCUCCUGCUUGUUGGAAUUCUUGAGCUCCUGUUCGGGCUCAGUCAGAUACUCAUUGGUUUCCUUGGCUGUCUGUGUGGUGUCUCUAGAAGAAGGAGUCAAAUUGUGUAGCUUAAAGGGUAAUAAACCAGAAUAUCAGUACUUUGAAUAAUUUGAAAAUUGCAUUUAAAAUAUAUGCUUUUAUAAGUUCAAUGAUGAAGCAUCAUCUGGAACACCAUGUCAUUUUAGUGCAAAAGUUGUUUUGAAAUCGUCUCUGAAGCAACUUUACAAAACAACCAGUCUAUCAAACUAGACCAGAGUGGCACAUGCCUUUAAUCCCAGCACUCAGAGGCAGAGUCAGGCAAAUCUGAGUUCGAGGCCAGCCUGGUCUACAGAGCAAGUUUCAGGACAGUUAGGACUACAUAGAGAAACUCUGUGUCAUGGGCAGUUGGCAGUUGUGAGCUGCCCCUAGUGGGUGUUGAGAACUAAAAACAAAGUCAAAAUCAUUAAAACAAACAAAUCAACCUUUCACAUAUAAAGCAUAUUGUACAUGCUUUAUGGAAAAAAAAGUCAUCAGUGGUUGGUAUUGGGGAGAAGACAGCCAAGCUUUUUUGUUUUUUCCCUGUGAGUUGAAAAAAGUUCUUAGACCUGACAAUACUUUGAUGGUUAUAGAAGUAGGUAUCUUAGUCUUAAGAAAUAUUUAUAUGUUUAGCGAGGAAGGCCAUGUUUUUAAAAUACUUUACCCCCAAACCUGAAGUUGACAGAAAAACUGCUGUAUUUAGCUGAUAGGCACAUGGCAAUUCAUUCUACUCUUUCUUUUGUUUGUAUCUUUUCAUGAUUUAUGAUAAUACCUUGAAAAAAAAUCAGUCUUUUCAAAGCUGGUUUCUAUUUAUGCUGAUCUUUAAAAGGUAACAAAAUGUAUUUAUUGUAUCAAUAUGUUAUGGAACAGAGAAAACUAAAAACCUACAACUUUCUGAAUGUUAUCACUCCUGCAAUUGAUUUCCAUUUUUAUCUCAAUCUUACUGGGCUUCUGAUUUUGAAAGUGGGCUGGAGAGAUGGCUCCUCGGGCAAGCACUUACUCCUCCUGCAGAGAACUGAAGUCUGCUUCCCAGCAGCCACACUGGCAUCUCACAGCAGCCUGAAACGCUAGCUCCAGGGAUCCAGGACCCUCUUCUAGACUCCAGGGCAACUAUGCACACACACAUACAAAUAAAUAACUCAGCCUUAGAAAGUG